This is a messenger RNA of Pangasianodon hypophthalmus (striped catfish), 2968 nucleotides long. RefSeq names its product Rho GTPase activating protein 25 (gene arhgap25). Gene Ontology annotation, molecular function: GTPase activator activity. The record is from RefSeq and is a predicted model, not a curated record. The coding region runs from base 444 to 2360 and encodes 638 amino acids. NCBI's taxonomy places the organism in Eukaryota, Metazoa, Chordata, Actinopteri, Siluriformes, Pangasiidae. Gene Ontology annotation, cellular component: phagocytic cup. Gene Ontology annotation, biological process: activation of GTPase activity; negative regulation of small GTPase mediated signal transduction; phagocytosis, engulfment. The transcript is spliced from 11 exons.
UCUGUGGUGUCUACGUUUGCCACCAACUUCCUCCUGAACGAAAGAGCGUUUUCAACAGAGCUGCGUUCGCUCGCCUUAAACGUUCGCACCUCUUCUUUAACGCAGCUCCACUCGAACCUGUGACUUGAGGAAAGCCAAGAGGAAUGAACAGAUAGAGGACAGGGGUUAGUUAGGAAAAUACCAAGAAGAAGAAGCGAUAGACAGUGGGGGAGUGAGCAGACAAGAGGCAACUUGUUGGGUGGUAGAAAAAAAAACAAGAAGACUGAAAGGAAGGAGGAAGUGAGGGAGACAGAAUGACAGAGGCUACGAUGAGGGGCUAAAAAUAUGUACACUUAUAAAAAGUGUACAAGGUGUGUAAGCGCGUGUGUGUGUGUGUGUGUGUGUGUGUGUGUGUGUGUGUGUGUGUGGUUAGAUAGAGAGUGACAUUUUCCUGAUCAGUAAAUAUGUCUCUGAAGCUGCCUCGCAACUGGGACCUCACUAAUCUCCGGGGUGAAACUACCAAAAUAGCGAGGUCUAAAAGUGUGAUACCUGGAGACGGAGGCGCUGGGUCAGGCCGCUCUGAUAUCAAGAGGUCGAUGGAGAAACCUCUGAAGAAAGGCUGGCUGAAGAAGCAGAGGUCCAUCGUGAAGAACUGGAAACCAUGCUACUUUGUUCUGAGAGGAAACAUCCUGACGUACCACAAAGACGACAGAGAGAGCGCCGUACAGGGGACAAUACCGCUGUGGGCCAGUCAAGUGAACGAGCUGCCGUCGAACGCAGAUGACAAAUUCAUCUUCGAGAUCAUCCCACGAAGUAAUGGGGAUCGGGAGCAUGAUGGCUGUGUUCUCAUGGCAAGUAGUCAGAGCGAGAUGGAGGACUGGGUGCGACUGAUCCGCCGGGCCAUCGGAGCUCAGAGCAGCGGAGUGUUUGGGAAGAGUCUGCCGGACAUCAUGGCCUACGAGAAGAAGCUCGGGCCUCGCUCUGUGCCCAUGCUGGUGGAGAAGUGCGCCGACUUCAUCAGGGAGCACGGCCUGGAUGAGGAAGGCAUCUUCCGUCUGCCGGGGCAGGAGAACCAGGUCAAACACUUCCGAGAGGCUUUCGAUGCUGGAGAGAGACCUUCAUUUCCUGGUGACACAGAUGUCCACACGGUGGCGUCUUUACUCAAGCUGUACCUGCGCGAGCUGCCCGAGCCGGUAGUGCCCUGGACUCAGUAUCAGGACUUUCUGGACAGCAGCUUGACACUGGAUGCCACGACAGCAAUGGGGAAGGAGAAACUGGAGAAACAGAUCAGCCUGAUUCCUAAAGUCAACUACAACCUCCUGAGUUAUAUAUGCAGGUUCCUGUUUGAGGUGCAGCAGCACUCGAAGGUGAAUAAGAUGAGUGUGGAGAACCUGGCCACGGUGAUGGGGGUGAACCUGUUCAAACCGCAGGUGGAGGACGCGUUCAGCAUGAUGAAGGGGACCCCAAUGAUCCAGAAGGUGAUGACGGUGAUGAUCAGGCACCAUGAGCUGCUCUUCCCUGCCUCUAAAGACGCCGCUCCGUCUCCUGCUCCUGCCAAGAAGCUGAGGAGCAAAAAAGCAGCGAUUCCACGCAAUCUUGUGGGCUGGGAGUCUGCAGAGUGUGAGAUGUUAUCCUUGUCCGAGUCCCCAGAAGAAGAGGAAGUGGACACGUUUGAGACUGAGGGGUCAGCAUCAAAGGUCGCUCCUUCCUAUUCGUCCUCUCCGUCUCCCGUUUCCCCAUCUCCAGCAGACAUAGGAAGCCCGAGGAAACGUACGCAGACUCUGCCCAGCAUGGGUGCCCCCCCUGGGUUUAGAGCAUCCCGAGAACCAUCCUGGGAGCGCUGGAGCUAUCUCCAGGAGACCUUGGAUGAGAAGGAAGAGAAAACAUUCUCUGAGGACAUCUUCAAGAUCUUGGACCUUCAGAAGGUGUCAUUCUUUCCGGAAAAACAGAACAGCAAUGGUAAAGAUAUAGGGAAGGAUGCCACGCAGGAAAGGAGGAGUAGCAAUGGUGCAGUUAAACCCACAGAACCUCCACAAGCGAAAGUGGAACCUCAGGCCAAGCCAAAAGAGAACUUGAAGCAGAGUUCACCAUCUCUGAGCAGGGAGGAGAUUGUGAAACAGCAGCCACAGAGUGUUACCCAGAAACAGGGGGACAACACGACUGACCAACAGCAACUCAUCACCAGUCUCCAGCAGAGGAACAAGGAGCUGAGCGCGACCGUCGCCGAGCUCCAGUCAGCGCUGGAGGCCGAGCGUCGCUGUAAAGCGGCUCUGGAGAUUUUGUUACGUAAUGCCGAGCGCAGCAGAGACGAAGCUCUGAGGCGCAAUGAGGAGCUGGACCGAGAGAUCCAGGCGUUCAUUGGUAACGCCAAACCAAAGUGAACACACACUUGGACCAGGCUCAGGACUCCCACGUCAGGACAGAUCUAUGCAGUCAAAUACGUCUGUCCAGUAUGGGAUUUCUAUUGGGUUUACUAACCAUCUGGCUAUUUAUUUCCAGAGGAUAUUUUAAAUGCCUUAUAUUUAAACGUAGAUUAUGGACAAUAAUAUAUGAAAUUAUAGUAUUUUUUCAUUAGGUAAUAAAUAUCGUAUCCUCACAGCGAGAUAACAUUUUAUCUUGCCUAUCAGUAGAUUAAUUAUCGGCUGGUACCGAUAAUAGGUGCCCAGGAAACAAUGUUCACAUUGUUUGCAAAUGUUUUAACUUUUUCUCAACUGUUUGUUUUGAAGAAAUUUCCAUUUGCUACCAGACAACAGCACAAAAAGUUGAACAAUGACAAUUCUUGUUGUAAUGAGACUGCUGGUGGUGAGAGACAAUAUUCAUGGACUGUGUUACAUUAUAAAAUUCGCUUUUUAAGCCGUGUGUUCCCAAAAUACAACACAAGUUCUCUACAGUGUCUGUUGAAUCAAAUAGAGAAUUAUUAUUGUUUUUGGAUGUGCUGCAACCAGAAACUUUGUUCUUUAACCGCAGAAUAAAUUUCUUAUAAAAUUCA